ACUGCUAUUUCUCUCUCCUGUCCGCUCUCAAUCGUCGAGUGAGCGCGGGCUGGUGUUGUUCAUCGUGUGCUCCGUCAUAUUGUUAUUUGUGCCGUUGCCGUAAGUUUCAUUUGAAAAUCGUGACCGAUAUGGCAAUAAUUCAAAAGUGACGUGUUGACUGUUAAUUUGGUAGUUUAGUGGAAACUUGUGGGUAGCUGUUUUCAUUUGCAUUUUUUAAAAGCAAUUAGCAUGACAAAAGGUGGAUCAUCGCCUGUUUUAGUGGAAAAUGGGAACAAAUCCUCUGAACCUAUUAAAAAGCGCGGAGGGUUCUUUAGCGGAUCGUUUAGGCGUCGUCGCAACCCCGAUCCCAAAAUCACCGAUACCAUAAUCAUCAACGAAAAUGUGUCAUACAACGGCAACAACAAUAAUAAAAAUAACAUCAAAGGCGUAACCUCACCUGUUGUGAAUGUACAACCACAUCAAGUCGUGGACAACAAAAAGCCUCCUUUGCAACAAAAGCAGCCCUCGACAGUUAUAGCUUCUGAUAAAAAAACGUCUUAUCAGAAAAAGGAUGAGCUUAAAAAACAGCAACAAGCAGCCCUUGCAGCCGCCGCUGUCGAAGCAAACAAAAAGAAAGCGGAACAGAAAAAGACAGACGAUCCGAAGAAAGCCGUAAAAAGAGGUAAAACAUAUUGCAGUGGUUGCAAAAAGAAGUGUUCCGGUGAAGUACUAAAAAUCAAAGGCGAUAAAUAUUUUCACAUUGAAUGCUUCAAGUGCACAGUUUGUAACCGUUCGCUAGUGCAGGGGUUGUUUUUUUCUGAAGAUGGAAGUUGGUAUUGUCCUGAUGAUUAUCAAAAGCUUUUUGGAAAAAAAUGUACAGUUUGUAAUGAUUAUAUAAAAGAUGAACUUGUCAUUGUACUAGGACAAACUUACCACCAACAGUGUUUCACUUGCUCUCAUUGCAGGCAACCAUGUCCAAAAGGUGAUCUAGUAACAUAUGUAGGUAAAUCAAUCCUAUGUUCCAAAUGUAAAGAAAUACCAGUGAAGCGACCAGGGUCUGCCCAAUCUAGACAAACUACUAAUAAUGAGACUGAUUGUGCUGAGUGUGGUGAGGAUUUAAAAAAUGGUCAAGCCCUUUAUGCUUUGGAUAAACAAUGGCACAUCUAUUGUUUUAAGUGCCACGCAUGUUCGACUGUACUUCAUGGGGAGUAUAUGGGAAGGGAUGGAGUUCCUUAUUGUGAAAAAGACUAUCAAAAACUUUUUGGAGUCAAAUGCACAUAUUGUAGUAGAUUUAUAUCUGGAAAAGUUUUACAGGCUGGUGAUAAUCACCAUUUUCAUCCUACAUGUGCGAGAUGCGCUAAAUGUGGAGAUCCUUUUGGUGAUGGAGAAGAAAUGUAUUUGCAAGGUGGUGCAAUUUGGCAUCCACGUUGUGGACCAGGACCUACUGAAAAUGGUACAAUAAUUAAUGGAGGAUCAAAUACCAUGUUAAACGGACAUUGUAAUGACCCUGAAGAGUUUGACAGGAUCAGUUGUUCAGCUGCCAGUGAAACACAGUUUUCGUUGCGCUCUCGUUCACGUGCUUCCAGCUUUAAUGGUUCGUGCUAUAAUGGCUCUUGCAGCAGUAGUAUGAAUAGAAAGCAUUAUUAUCGGGAUAUACCUGGAAGUCCUGGGUUGUUACUUAGAGAAUAUAAGACACCCGCUGUUCCUAUAAGUCGUAUUUACACUUACAGUUAUCUAACAGAAGAACCCACUCAAGGAUAUUUAAAACGACCUAUAGAUCCAUAUGAUAAACAUCCUACUUCACCACAUUUUCAUCGUCCAACAUGUAAGAAUUUUAUUGUAAAUUUUUAUUUAUUUUUGUUGAAUUAUUAUAAACUUAUGGAUAUAUUAGCAUGUGGUAGUGUUCGUGGAAGUAGCAAAUGUUCAACAUUGCGUUCAGCUGGUAGCCGCACUGGUAUGAGAGCACUAAUUGAUAGUAUACGUUCAGAAACGCCUAGGCCUAAAUCACCACAUAGUAUGAACAAUGAAGAACCAAUUGAAUUAGCUCAUUAUCCAGCAGCUAAGCCACCAGCACCAGGUGAAAAGCCAAAAAUUGAAAGAGAUGAUUUCCCAGCUCCUCCGUGUCCUUAUACAGAUCCUGAAAAACGUAAAAUUUGGUUUGAUAGUUAUAAGGGAAUUUCAGAUGAUGAAGAUGAGGUGGAUAAUAUUAAAAAAGAUAGGCCAGUAGAUCCAAAAUUAAAAAAGGAGGAAGAAGAACUUAGAAAAAUGGGUUCUGGUAUUGGAAAAGUUUUUUUACAAGAAGUUCGAGAACGUGAAAAACAUCAAAAAUGGAAAGUAGCACACAUUGACCCUCGUAAUGCUUCAAGGUGUCCAUCUGCUGCUCGUGAACCAACUUAUCGUCUUAGAUAUCAAUCUCCUAUUAAUGCAUCUCCAUCUCGUAAUCUAGACCACCAACGACCUUGGGAAGAGGAUGGAUAUUUGGAUUCAAGUUACAGAUCAUCAGUUGGACAAUCUACAGGUGCCAUACCUAGCUAUAAUACAUACUAUCAAGGUCAGCAUGGGUCGGCUAUAAUGACAAGGGGCGCUCGCAAGUCGUGCACUCUUCCAGCCGGCUUCACCGGUAGCUCUGUCAAUUUUAUUCGGGAUGGUUAUUCUAUUAAUGGCUUAGACAAUAAAACACUUAGCACAGAUUUUAACUGCGCUAGGUCAGAAGUUUCUGCCGGAUCUAUAUCUGAAGUGGAUCAAGGCAACAUGUGCUCUGAAAUACCUGCAUCAUCUACUUACACUGGAUCUUUACGGUAUGCUACUAAUAUUCAUCGCUCAUUACCAAAUAUGUCUUCAUCACAUCACAGCUCUGAACCACCAAAAAUCUAUCCAUAUCACUUAUUACUCAUCACAAAUUAUAGGCUGCCCUCUGAUGUUGAUAGAUGUAAUCUUGAACGUCAUUUAUCUCCUGCUGAAUUUGAAGCCGUUUUCCAAAUGUCUCCAUCAGAGUUUUAUCGAUUUCCUCAAUGGCGUCGAAAUGAACUUAAGCGCCGGGCACGCUUAUUUUAAAAUUAUAUGCACUAUAUAGAUUAUAUAAGCAAAUGCUAUAAAUUCUUGAUUUAAAUCUUUACUCAGUGCUACGUUAUGAUUUGACAAUUAUAAAUUAUGACAUAGAUAACAAUCUUUAAUAUACCAAAUUUUUCUUUUCUUUUUC
This is a messenger RNA of Daktulosphaira vitifoliae (grape phylloxera), 3178 nucleotides long. It is a transcript of the gene Unc-115a, whose product is annotated as actin-binding LIM protein 3. The coding region runs from base 229 to 3033 and encodes 934 amino acids. Lineage: Eukaryota; Metazoa; Arthropoda; Insecta; Hemiptera; Phylloxeridae. The transcript has 20 exons. Gene Ontology annotation, cellular component: actin cytoskeleton. The record is from RefSeq and is a predicted model, not a curated record. Gene Ontology annotation, molecular function: actin filament binding. Gene Ontology annotation, biological process: lamellipodium assembly; cytoskeleton organization.